ACAAUACAUGUCCGCUGUCGGCAGCCACAACCAGCUGAGCUGAAACUCUCUCUCUCUCUCUCUCUCUCUCUCUGUAAAACAGAGUCAAUGCUGGACUGAAAAAGAGUCAAAAUCAAAUAGUCUGUGCCAGUGUCUUCUGUGUGUGCGUGUCUGGUUUGUCAUUGUUGUGAUUCAAGUACAAUGUUGGUCCAAGAUAGUUCAACCCCAAAGUCCCCCAAAACCCAGAACAGAACCCUCCCAACCCUUCACUCCAAUCGCUUCCGUGACCCCAAAAACCUCGAUUUCUCCACAUGGGUAUCCGAAAACCUCUGCAAAAUCCUCACAAUCCUCUUCCUAAUCGCCACCAUCGCCGCCCUCUUCUUCCUCCGAAAUUCCGGCGACACAGCCACACUCCUCUGCCUCCAAUCCGAGCAAUCCAAGCACCUCCAGACCCUGCAACUCCCCCAAAUCAAUUGGAAUUCAAUUCCAACAAUGUCAGAUAAAUCCACCCCCUUCUCGAAUUUCCGAUCCGAGAACUGGAUCAUUGUCUCCGUAUCGAAUUACCCCUCCGAUUCACUGCAGAAUUUGGCGAAGAUCAAAGGGUGGCAAGUUUUGGCAAUUGGGAAUUCCAAGACUCCCAAAGAUUGGAGCCUUAAAGGUACUAUCUAUCUCUCUUUGGAAUCGCAAGCUAAUUUGGGUUUUAGAGUUGCUGAUUACUUGCCUUAUGAUUCAUAUGUUAGAAAAACUAUUGGCUAUUUGUUUGCUAUUCAACAUGGUGCUAAGAAAAUCUUUGAUGCUGAUGAUCGUGGUGAUGUGAUUGAUAAUGAUAUUGGUAAGCAUUUUGAUGUUGAAUUGGUUGGUGAAAGUGCUAGACAAGAGGUUAUAUUGCAAUAUAGUCAUGAAAAUCCUAAUAGAACUGUUGUGAAUCCGUAUAUUCAUUUUGGGCAACGUUCUGUGUGGCCUAGGGGGUUGCCAUUGGAAAAUGUCGGUGAGAUUGGACAUGAGGAGUUUUAUACUGAGGUGUUUGGUGGAAAACAAUUUAUUCAGCAGGGGAUUUCGAAUGGCUUACCGGAUGUGGAUUCAAUUUUCUAUUUUACAAGGAAAUCUGGUUUGGAAACUUUCGACAUUAGGUUUGAUGAGCAUGCCCAGAAAGUGGCAUUGCCUCAAGGUCUAAUGGUGCCAGUUAAUUCUUUCAAUACAAUUUAUCAUUCAUCUGCAUUUUGGGGAUUGAUGCUUCCUGUUUCGGUUAGCACAAUGGCUUCUGAUGUGUUGAGGGGUUAUUGGGCACAAAGGCUUUUGUGGGAAAUUGGUGGGUAUGUUGUUGUUUAUCCUCCUGCGGUUCAUAGGUAUGAUAGAAUUGAAGGAUACCCAUUUUCCGAGGAGAAAGAUCUUCACGUGAAUGUAGGCCGUUUGAUUAAGUUCUUGGUUGCAUGGAGAUCGGGUAAGCAUGCAUUGUUUGAAAAGAUUUUGGAGUUGAGCUAUGCAAUGGCUGAGGAAGGAGUUUGGACUGAGAAAGAUGUGAAGUUUACAGCUGCUUGGCUUCAGGACUUGCUGUCUGUUGGGUACCAGCAGCCAAGGCUAAUGUCAUUUGAGUUAGAUCGACCACGGGCUAACAUUGGACAUGGGGAUUGGAAGGAGUUUGUUCCUCAAAAGCUACCAUCAGUUCAUCUUGGAGUUGAAGAAAUAGGGACGGUAAAUUACGAAAUCAGAAAUUUGAUUCGAUGGAGGAAGAAUUUUGGGAAUGUUGUGCUUAUAUUGUUCUGUAGUGGACCUGUUGAGCGUACUGCUUUGGAAUGGAGAUUGCUCUAUGGCAGGAUAUUUAAAACUGUGAUUAUUUUGUCAGAGCAGAAGGAUGUUGAUCUUGCAGUCGAGGAAGGCCAGCUGGACCAUGUCUACAAGCAUCUGCCAAAACUAUUUGCUAGAUACACAAGUGCAGAAGGAUUCUUAUUCCUCCAGGAUGAUACUAUUCUAAAUUAUUGGAACUUGUUGCAAGCAGACAAGCUUAAGCUCUGGAUCACAGACAAGGUAUCCAAGUCUUGGACUACUGUAACGAUUGAUGGCAACUCAGAUUGGUUUAUAAAGCAAGCAGACAUGGUGAAGAAAGUUGUUACUACAAUGCCAGUUCACUUGCAAGUCAAUUACAAGGAAUCUGUAAAAAAUGACCAGAGCCUUACGAUAUGUAAUUCUGAGGUAUUCUACAUUCCUCGGCGAUUUGUAGCCGACUUUAGCGAUCUUGUAAAUCUAGUGGGUGAUCUAGAUAUCCAUCACAAGGUUGCAAUUCCAAUGUUCUUUGUGGCAAUGGACUUACCUCAGAAUUUUGACUCAGUCUUCAAUACAAUGAUAUAUAAGCAGAAACCACCUACUAAUUCUUCAACAUUCUAUUCUGCUGAAGUACCUGCAGUUCAUCCUUGGAAUGUGUCGAGCGAGCAGGAUUUCAUAAAGCUGAUUAGAAUAAUGGCAGCCGGUGAUCCCCUGCUAAUGGAGUUAGUGUGAAGGCAAAAACAACUAUUUGACAGAAAAACAUGUACCACACGUCACCAUCAAAUUCUGCAUUUUUUGUACCAUUCUUUUGGAAGGGGAAGGGGGUCCUUUGUAGAUUUCUGUUGUAUGAUUGUUACUGGUGGGGAAUUUUCUUCCACAAAAACCAAAUGUGUAGUAGGAGAAUAAAAUUUGUGCCGU
This is a messenger RNA of Ilex paraguariensis (yerba mate), 2658 nucleotides long. The record is from the annotation of a GenBank genome assembly. NCBI's taxonomy places the organism in Eukaryota, Viridiplantae, Streptophyta, Magnoliopsida, Aquifoliales, Aquifoliaceae.